This is a messenger RNA of Rotaria sp. Silwood1, 1101 nucleotides long. Lineage: Eukaryota; Metazoa; Rotifera; Eurotatoria; Philodinida; Philodinidae. The record is from the annotation of a GenBank genome assembly.
AUGAGUAGUGAUGAUGAAGCGCCUGAAGGAGAAAAUUUUCAAUGUGAACAUAUUAUUACGGAAAGUCAUGAACAAACAAUUUAUGGUAUUAGUAUUUGUCAACAAGCUUUAGCAGGUGAAAGUGAAGACGCAUUUUUAUUUGCUACAUGCGCUAUAAAUCAAAUUUGUGUUUAUAAAUAUACGGUCAUCGAUGGUAAAUCAUCCGUUAAACUUAUUCAAAGUUAUUGUGAUUCAGAUGAUAAAGAAUAUUUUUAUGAUUGUAAAUGGACAACAUUUGGAAAUACAACAAUAUUAGCAGCUGGUGGAUUACGUGGUGUUGUAAGAAUUAUUGAUAUUGCUCAUCAAUGUCAUUUGAAACCGCUUCGUCAUUUAGGUAGUGUUAAUCAAAUUGCAUUUGCUGGUGGGCACCCAACAUUAAUGGCUGCUGCAUGUUCUAAUUAUGCAGUUCUUUUAUGGGAUGCUGAAGCAGCUCUUUGUUUAGCUAAUUAUGUUGGACCUGAUCAGCAUAAACAAGGAGUUCUUACUGUGGAUAUCAAUUACAAUGGUACAUUUAUUGUAUCCGGUGGUUUAGAUAAUAUUGUGUGUGUAUGGUCGACACAAUAUAAAGAGAUAAUGGAAAAUAUGGCUAUCGCCAAAAAAGGACCUUUGUUUAAAGAAUUUAGACUAUCCGCACCACAUCAUGUCUAUUUUCCAGUAUUUCAUUCAAAUACUAUUCAUGAGCAUUAUGUAGAUUCGAUCAAAUGGUUUAGUGACGAUAUUAUUGUCAGUAAGUCGGCUGACCAUGUUUAUUGCAUUUGGAAAUUUGAUGUCGGACAAAAAGAACCACAUAUUUUAUUUCGAUGGCAUCGAACACAAAAAUCCGAUAUUGUAUUCGAUGUUCGACUUGGUUUAUCAGUCACUCGAAAGCUAAUGGCAAUCGGCCGUCUCGAUGGUUCAAUUUUUAUUUGGAAUAUGACAAAACUUCCGGAUCAACCGAAUAUAUUAACACAUCCUGAAUCCAAAUUGAUGAUACGACAUCUCUCGUUUACACAUAAUGGUCAUACAUUAAUUGGCUCUAAUGAAAAGGGUCAUAUUUUUAUAUGGACUUCAGCAUUAUCUUAG